Schistocerca nitens (vagrant locust) is the source of this 6038-nucleotide messenger RNA. RefSeq names its product autophagy-related protein 9A (gene Atg9). The record is from RefSeq and is a predicted model, not a curated record. The transcript is spliced from 16 exons. NCBI's taxonomy places the organism in Eukaryota, Metazoa, Arthropoda, Insecta, Orthoptera, Acrididae. Gene Ontology annotation, biological process: protein localization to phagophore assembly site; autophagy of mitochondrion. Bases 197 to 2830 code for a protein of 877 amino acids. Gene Ontology annotation, cellular component: phagophore assembly site; autophagosome.
UGCCAGUGGUGCAGUGUGAAGAUUUAAGGUAUUCGCUUAGUUUUCGUAAUACGGAUUUAUAUGCGAAGAAGACACAAAGAAAUUCGAUUAACAUGUGGCGAUAGUACGCCCAGUCUGUAGGCUUAGUGUGAGCUUGGGAUCACUCCCCGAGGGGAGGCCUCGCAGUCCGUGAAGUGGAGACCGGCCGACCGUCAGGAUGACGGCCACUCUGGAGGCGAGCUACCAGCCGCUGCAGCCCUUCGGGGCUGACCCGGCGGACACCGGUGACGAGACGCCCCAGGAGAGCGGAGUCAUGAUCCACGUUGUGCCCGAGAGUGGCCGCGCACGCUGGAACCACGUGGAGGACCUGGACGCGUUCUUCACGCGCAUGUACCACUACCACCAGAAGCACGGCUUCGCCUGCAUGAUGCUGCAGGAGCUGCUCGAGCUGGGCCAGUUCGUCUUCGUCGCCGGCUUCGCCACCUUCCUGCUGCACUGCGUAGACUACCCCGUGCUCUUCAGGGGCAAGAGCAACGCGACCAAGGUGUCGCUGCCGGACGCGGUCGUGGUGGGCGGGGAGUGCGUGGCGCAAGUCGCGCCCGUCACGUGGCUCUGCCUGUUCGUCGCGGGCGUCUUCUGGCUGCUGCGUGCCGUCAAGGUGGCCUACCACCUGGUCCAGUUCUGGGACAUCAAGGCCUUCUUCAACAGCGCCCUGCGCAUCCCCGAUUCGGAGCUGGACAACUUGACGUGGCACGAGGUCCAGCGGCGCGUGCGUGAGGUGCAGCGCGAGCAGCAGAUGUGCAUCCACAAACAGGACCUCAGCGAGCUCGACAUCUACCACCGCAUUCUCAGGUUCAAGAACUACAUGGUGGCGAUGGUGAACAAGUCGGUGCUGCCGCUGCGGUGGCGCGUGCCCUUCCUGGGGGAGAUCGUCUUCCUGACGCGCGGACUGAAGUACAACAUCGAGCUUCUGCUCUUCUGGGGCCCGUGGGCGCCGUUCGAGAACAGCUGGCACCUGCGCGAGGACUACAAGAAGGCGGCGCGGCGGCAGGAGCUGGCGCGACAGCUCGCCACCCACAUGCUGUGGGUCGGCGUCGCCAACUUCGCCCUCAUGCCCGUCAUCACGCUCUGGCAGAUCCUCUACUCCAUCUUCAACUACACGGAGAUGAUAAAGCGCGAGCCGGGCAGCCUGGGGACGCGGCGCUGGUCGCUGUUCGGCCGGCUCUACCUGCGCCACCUCAACGAGCUGGAGCACGAGCUCAACGCGCGGCUCAACCGCGCCUACCGGCCCGCCUCGCGCUACAUGGGCAGCUUCACCUCGCCACUGCUCACCGUUGUCGCCAAGAACGUCUCCUUCAUGACGGGCGCCUUCCUGGCCGUGCUGCUGAUCCUCACAAUCUACGACGAGGACGUGCUGACUGUGGAGCACGUCCUCACCGCCAUCACCGUGUUCGGCGGCAUCAUCGCCUGCUGCCGAUCGUUCAUCCCGGACGAGAACUUGGUGUUCUGCCCCGAGAAGCUGAUGACGGCGGUGCUGGCCCACGCGCACUACCUGCCCGACAGCUGGCGCGGCCAGGCGCACACGGCGCGCGUCCGCGACGAGUUUGCUCAGCUCUUCCAGUACAAGGCGGUAUACGUACUGGAGGAACUGGCUUCGCCGCUGGUGACGCCGUUCGUCAUCAUCUUCCUGCUGCGGAGGCACGCACUCGACAUCGUCGACUUCCUGCGCAACUUCACCGUCGAGGUGGUCGGCGUCGGCGACGUCUGCUCGUUCGCCCAGAUGGACGUCCGCCGACACGGCAGUCCCGCCUGGCAGGCCGGCGCCCCCGACCCGGACGUCGGCGCGACCCCGGCUCGUGACCCCUACGCCCAGGCUGAGGAUGGGAAGACGGAGCUGUCGCUGGUGCACUUCACGCUGACAAACCCCGAGUGGCGGCCGCCGACGGCGGGGGCCCGCGGCUUCGUGGCGGCGCUGCGCGAGCGCGUUCUGCGCGAUGUGGGGGCGGCCGGAGGAGUCGCGAGACCGGGCGGCGCCGUCCCCGCGACUGUCGCCCCCGACGCCGAAGGCCGAGUGUCUCCCGACACCGCGACGGCGGCCGCUUUGGGUCUCGGGCCGCACCGCCUGCCGGACCCCGCCUACGACUACUCGGAGUCGCUCGGCUCCAUCUCCGGGCUCGGACUGGGGCUGAACAGUGUAGUGGCGAGUGCGCUUCGCCACACCCUCGCCAAACCUGACCCUCUGCCGAGUCUGGUGCCCACGUUCGGAACACUGCCUUCGCAGCACCAGCUACAGCGGCAGCAGCAGCUGUCGACGUCCUCGCAGCAGACUUCGGCAAUGGCGUCAUCGCAGCCGCCGGCAAUGCGGGGCGGCCUCAACCGUGCCGAGGGUCCGCUGCUGCACCCGGACCGCGGCCUCUUGUACAGCCUGAACCAGCAGGGGCUGUCGAUGGGUGCGUCCGUGUUCGGCCCCGCGGGUGAGGCGGCGGCAGUGGCGGCCGCAGCUGCGGCCGUCGGUGGCGGCGGGGCCGGAGCGGCGGGCCCCGAAGACCUGCUUCUGCUGGCGCCGGGGGCGGAGGGCACGGCAGCCGACAUGAGCCUCAGCGCGCUCUACCUGCACGAGGUCCACCACCGCCUGGUGCACCAGGGAGGUCGACUGGAGGCGGCGGUCGGUGUCGGCGGUGGAGGUGGGGGAGCGGCCUCCGGCACGGUGGGGGUGGGGGCCGGAGAAGGUUACCAGCAGAGCAGCGCACCCGACCUCUGGACGACGCACUCCCCGCGCAGCGUCGAGACCACCCCGCUGCUGGACCCGGGCAGUCGUGGGCACCCCCACGGACACGGACCUCCUUCGUAGUACCGGGCACUGCAGGACGUGUAGACGGUCUUCCUCCGAGGCCUCGGAAGUCACGGAUUGCGGAGGUCCCGCCCUACGUGUUUGCGGGGCGUGCUCCACACCUCCGCCUCCCGCUUUGGUGCCGUCGGACGCACUGCCGCCGCGGUCUGCAGGUCGACGGCACCUCUCUGUCUGCUGCCCGACGGGUCGAACCGGUGGCAGCUGGUGUGUGGGAGCCGAUUACAGAGUUGUGGUAGAAGUGGGGACGACCCGUGUUUGGAAACUUAAAAAACUGUAAAGCUUCGAGUGACAAUUUUUAUCCCGACUGCCAGCUUAUUUGCCCAUCCGUGUCUCGAGAAAAACUUUUCCUGUCUCACAGGUGACAUAAAUAAUUGUUAUUUUCUUUUCUGUAGGUACACCCACAUAAACUGUGUACAGGUGUCGUUUCAAAGUUUUCCACUCCAGCAACUGCGUGUAAAAUUGUCUCGGUGUUCUGUCCGUAUCGCACAUUCGAGGUAGAGCUGGAGCUUCUGGAUGCACUCGCUGUCUGCAGAGACACCGAAUGGCGUAAAUCUUUCUCCCCUCUGCCCUCGAGUCAGGAUUACAGAACGAAAGCAAUACACGCCGAUCACACCCGGUACUACCUCCUUCCUGUCAAACUGAGUUCUUACUUCUGACGUUCUGCGUACGGUCCGUGUCUAGUGCCACUGUAGCUGCUUUCCCUGUUAAAAUUAUUACUUCACAUCUGAAGUUGUAUCAGUCUUUUAUUGCAGACUUCCAGUGAGAUGAAGCAAGAGAAGAGAUGUUUUGUUCCAUUGAGGAUAUGAAGAUCUUAUCUUGUGCUUCAUCAUACUCUAUAACAAAAAAGGUUAUAGGAAUUUGGAUGUGACCCAGUAAAUUUAACAGAGACCUCAGUGAAAUGUGGGAUCAGGCACUAGAAACAGAGCAUCAUCUUCAGGUUUUCCUCCUAUUAACAGGUUCCAGAGUAAGUGGUUUUGUAGUCUGAGACUUCCUCUUCCACUUAAUCAGGCAUUUUUAGCCUUCUCCUUUCUAUCUUCUCGUGUCCUGCUGCACUUCUGAUAACUAUCGAGAGAAUGCCCUUUUCCUUGCAGUUUUGCCCCACAAGGUCUGCAUUACUUUUCUCAAUUGGGUUUGGUAGAGUUCUUUGUUCUUUUAGCCUUUCCAUUACUUUACUGUUCUUCACUUCACACAUCCAUUUUAUUUUCACUAUUCUCAUCCAAAUUCAUAUCAUGAAUGUUUCAGUUUUGUCUCUUUCUUUCUUCUUCAGUGUCCAGCUUUCCUGUAACACAAAAGAAACGCUCCAAACAAAACAUUUAACUGGCUUUUUGUGCUUAAUAUUUUGCCUCAUAAUGUCAGAUAUAUUAUCAGAGGGUUGAGGCAGAGAGAGUGGUUACAAAUUAAGUGAACUCUGCAAGUUGAACUGUUUAUAAGUACCAGUGCAAUGGUCAGGCCGUGGACACUCGGCCGCUUCCCCGAGGUCACGGCAUCUCACGGUCUGUGUAUUUAGGAGCUUCGGUUGGCGAAGAACUAGCACUGUUUGUUUUAUUUACCACUCAGACCCACAAUGUGGCUAACAUCAAUGCUUCUCCUUUUCUGUUAAAACUGUCUUUUUGGUUUUGAAUUUUAAUGGCCCCUCUGCUCAUCGUAGCACAAUAAAGUUUGGCUUCAGAUAAAACCACAGUAUUGGAGAAACAAAUUUGGUGGUUCUCUAGCCCUAGGGCACCAUCAUUGCUACUGUCAAUUUAUCCGUGUCCCCCAGAUGACAAUUACUCUCAUGCUCCUUAAACGAGGUGUUACAAAAUUCACCGAGCACUGAAAUACUGGCCGUAAAAGGCUAAGGAAUUGUGUUAAGUGGUGGUGGUGGUGGUGGUGGUGGUGGUUGUGUUUGUGUGUGUGUGUGUGUGUGUGUGUGUGUGUGUGUGUGUGUGUGUGUGUGUGUUCCAUAGUACUGAUCCAGGCCAUAGGGGAGAGAGGUUGCUGCCGACAUUGCUGCCCUGAUAGGAAGCUGGUACUGUAUAAGAUACACUCAUCAGUCCCGGCAGUUGACCACCUUCUGAUGAAGGAAAUGGCGUGCAUCUUUGAAAGCUGGAGUUUGAGCUCGGAUGUUACACGACACGGACACCGAGAAAGUUUUACACCUCUGUACAAAUGUGACUACUGCAAUAUUUUUGCCUAAUGCUAUAGGUGCCUAGUGCGUACAUACACUGCGAAGCUCUGUCUAAUUUGUGCGGCACUUCGAAGUUUGGAGAAACUAUUCACUGCAGAUUACUGAAUAGCACUUGGUUCCACACUUCCCACUGUGGUGAUGUAAUGGUGACAGAGUUGUGUUUGGAAUACCUUGUAUCGGAUAAGAUUUUUAACGGAAGAUGUUCGUUGAGAGGUUACAAAGUGAUUCUCCUGUGAUGCGCUAUUUGUAUGUUUGACUUCCUGUACACAGCUGCAAUAUUUUUAUGCACAAAUGAAUAUUUCGGCUGGCACAAUCGCGGCUACUUCAUUUCGUGUCGUUUGUACACAUACCUGUUAAUCUUAUGUUUCUGGUCGGCAUUUGUGGUAAAUCGGUGAAAGGAGCGUAUUGGAAGCUUGCUGUGAUUAAUUUUUCUCGUGCACUGUUUCUAAUGUAAGAAUUUUUAAAGGGGUUUUCAUAUGACUGUUUUUAUGGACAUGACUCAUUAUUAUUAUUAUUAUUAUUAUUGUAUUGUAUUGUGUUUCGUUUUGUUCCACUUUAAGUUUUGAACUGUCUUCAGUGUAUAUACUUACAAUGUAGUAUUACCAACUUGCCUCAACUUAAUUUUUUUCUGUGGAUGGCACUGUAAGAUUUAAUUAAUAACUGGAAUGUAUGUGUUUCACAUUUACAGAUGGCAACAGAGAAAUGUUUUGUAAUAACGGAUGUUAAUACUUUGUCGUUGAGAGUUGUGUGGUACAUAUUCUCUUGUGUUCCUAUCCCCUUAGUCUUUCUGUAUGCUUAAUAAUGAGUGUGGAAGAAAUGAGGCAACUUUAAUAAUUAAUCGGCUAGCUGUAGUGCAGUAGUUGUAGGCUGAAAUGCUGUGAUUUUUUUAAAAAAAGAAAAAGUACUGUGCAAAAUUUCACAUUCACUACACUCGAUUAUGUUGUGGCAGGUGCAGCUGCGCGACACUUUGCUUCCACCUCACAUGUCGUGUCGUGUCAUGUUAUUUGCCAGUGCAGAGGAUCUUCAACCCCCCCCCCCCCC